AUGGGUGCUGGUUCUCCUCCCGGUCCGGCCAAGCCGUCGGCCAUCCCGUCCCACAUGCUGAACGGCAGCUCACCCCUCCAAUCCUCCACGGCGGCCGGUAGUGGGACUCGUGUUCGUGAUAACCGCGAACGAGAGAGCCUCAAUACCUCUAUCCGCUCCUCCUUUGCACCUCGUGUACCUGCUGAAUUCGAGUCUCUUGAGGCGGGGUCCCGCCCCGCGCGUGAGCCCACUGCCUCCACCGCUGCUACCGAAGCGGGAGCUGCCCAAACUGCCCUGAGCCUGCGCGGCAGACUCCCUCUGCUGAAUGACCCUCCCCGCGACCCCCGCGACGAGGGCGGUCCGUUGACCCCGCCGGCGACGUCAAGCCGCCCCGCCAGCCCUUAUACCAUGAACCCUCCCAUCGACUUUGACGGUCUCAGCUGGCCCUGCCCCGGUACUCGGCAGCGACUGGAGUCGACCCCAGAGGAGAACGAAGAGCGUAUCAAGAAACUUGCGGGAGCAGUGAGAACAAUUCUGGAAUGUGUUGGUGAGGAUCCUGAGCGUGAGGGUCUCCGUGAGACCCCAGAGCGGUAUGCCAAGGCCAUGCUCUACUUCACCAAAGGCUACGAGGAGAAUGUGCGGGAUUUGGUUAAUGGCGCAGUGUUCCACGAGGACCACGAUGAGCUGGUCAUUGUUAAGGAUAUCGACGUGUUUUCGCUGUGCGAGCACCACAUGGUGCCCUUCACUGGCAAGAUGCACAUCGGCUAUAUCCCGGAUCGCCGUGUCCUCGGACUCUCGAAGCUUGCUCGCUUGGCGGAGAUGUUCUCCCGCAGACUCCAAGUCCAGGAGCGUCUGACCAAGCAGGUUGCUUUGGCAAUCUCUGAAGUUCUUAAGCCUCGUGGUGUCGGAGUCGUUAUGGAAUCCUCCCACCUGUGCAUGGUCAUGCGCGGCGUCCAAAAGACCGGCAGCACCACGACCACUAGCUGUAUGCUGGGCUGCAUGCGGUCGAGUGCUAAGACUCGCGAGGAGUUCUUGACUCUGCUGCACCGGCGAUAG
Messenger RNA from Penicillium cataractarum, 1035 nucleotides. RefSeq names its product GTP cyclohydrolase I. Lineage: Eukaryota; Fungi; Ascomycota; Eurotiomycetes; Eurotiales; Aspergillaceae. Gene Ontology annotation, biological process: tetrahydrofolate biosynthetic process; tetrahydrobiopterin biosynthetic process. The record is from RefSeq and is a predicted model, not a curated record. Bases 1 to 1035 code for a protein of 344 amino acids. The transcript has 4 exons. Gene Ontology annotation, molecular function: zinc ion binding; GTP binding; GTP cyclohydrolase I activity. Gene Ontology annotation, cellular component: cytoplasm.